This is a messenger RNA of Exserohilum turcica Et28A, 4587 nucleotides long. RefSeq lists its product as uncharacterized. The record is from RefSeq and is a predicted model, not a curated record. Gene Ontology annotation, biological process: protein phosphorylation. Gene Ontology annotation, molecular function: protein serine/threonine kinase activity; ATP binding. Lineage: Eukaryota; Fungi; Ascomycota; Dothideomycetes; Pleosporales; Pleosporaceae. Gene Ontology annotation, cellular component: cytoplasm. Bases 46 to 4587 code for a protein of 1513 amino acids. The transcript is spliced from 5 exons.
CUGCCUGGAGCUGCUGGGCCGGCGACCAGGGCUGCAAAAGUCAAUAUGGUCUCACAUGCUCCACCCAAACCCUCGCACGCGCCCUCCAACUCGCGCCCAUCGCAACCCUCGUCAAACACGCCCGGAGGCCACUCGAAAAAGUCGUCGUCGUCGUCGUCCCACCACAAUGGCCACCCCCGCGACCGCGACCGUGACCGCGACCGCGACCAGCGCCCCAGCAGAGAGGGCACCGCCCAAAAAGCCGCCCAAGAUGUCGCCGGCCUCAAGGACUACCAGCUGGGCGACUGCCUGGGCAAGGGCGCAUUCGGCAGCGUCUACCGCGCCCUCAAUUGGGGCACCGGCGAGACGGUCGCCAUCAAGCAGGUCCGCCUCGAGAACCUGGGCGCCGCCGACCUCAAGAACAUGGAGAUGGAAAUCGACCUGCUCAAGAACCUCAACCACCCCAACAUUGUCAAGUACCACGGUUUCGUGAGGAGCUCAGAAAGCCUGUACAUUAUUCUCGAGUACUGCGAGAAUGGCUCGUUGCACAGCAUCUGCAAGAACUUUGGCAAAUUCCCCGAGAACCUCGUCGCCCUGUACAUGUCCCAGGUCCUCCACGGCCUCCUCUACCUGCACGAGCAGGGUGUCAUACAUCGCGAUAUCAAGGGUGCCAACAUCCUGACAACAAAAGAGGGCUUGGUCAAACUGGCAGACUUUGGUGUGGCCACAAAACAGUCGGGUCUCGACCAGUCGAGCGUCGUGGGCACGCCCUACUGGAUGGCCCCAGAGGUCAUUGAGCUUUCUGGCGCCACCACCUCGUCAGACAUUUGGAGUUUGGGAUGUACUGUCAUCGAGCUGAUAGAGGGCAAGCCGCCGUAUCAUAAGCUACAACCCAUGCAGGCCCUUUUCAGAAUUGUCAACGACGAGCAUCCGCCCAUUCCCGGCAGUGCUUCUCCACUCCUGCGUGAGUUUCUCAUGGAAUGUUUCCAGAAGAACCCCACUCUUCGUAUCUCCGCGAAACGCCUAUUGAAGCACCCAUGGAUUCUUAGCGCGAAGCGCACUGUCCCUGCCGUACCCACAAAGCCUACAGAAUAUCAAGAAGCAGUCAAGUCUGUGCAGGAGUGGAAUGAAGCAUUGAAGUCGCCCAACUCUCUGCGCAGAAGUUCCCGCCUUGUUCACGGUGGGCAAAAGUCGUCACCCGGCCCCGGCGCUGCGUCCCGCAGGCCAGCCGUCAAUGUAAACCUCAACAUAUCCAAGCACAGACCUAGCGCAGAAUCGUUCCGCUCGCCAGAGUUGGAUCACGAUGACAAUUGGGACAAGGACUUUGCCGAAAGCAUAUCGCCCCGUGCCCUGCAGAUGCCUCACCUCAAGCCCCAGGACAACUUUGGUGGUCUUUUCUCCGGCGACAGGCUCAAGGCCUUUGCCAGCUUUGAGUCGGUAGCCGAGAUGACUGAUUAUGGAGAUGGUGAGGCCACGGUUAAGAGUCCGAAGAGCAUGCAACAGUACCAGGGUGCUUCAAAAGCGUCCGGCCAGAGAGCAAAUGAAAGAGCAAACGGCAAAUCUAGCAGCGCCAGUCGGUCGUCCACGUCGGUAUCUAGCGCUACUGAUUCAGAGUAUGAGGAGAGGCAUGAUUUACAACCAAGAACAGCGUUUCUUCGUGCAAACCCAAGGUCCAUGCAGCCUUCGAGGCCGAGGACCGCUGCUCCAGCGCGACCUAGCCAAUUGUUUCGUGAAGACACAAUCGAGGAUUACUCAGAUCUUAUGCCGGCUGAUGAAGGCGCCUUUGAGCGCAAACUGGCAGCCAUGCAGUACGCUCAGCCACCAGCUAUGCAGCCCAAGCAAAUAGCUGCUGCCAACAACUCGCCGUCUGACAACUUCUCGCCCCGGUUGUUCCAUCCAAACGAUUUAAAAGCAGGCCCAAAAUCAACACGAGAUUUGAAGGCAAAUGGAUCCUUUCAUCAGCGAUCAGCGAGUUCGACCUCGAAUCGCAAGUUGCACCGGACGCAGUCUCAGAUUGAAAUUCAAAAAUAUGCCGAGGACGAUAGAGAUGAUUUCUCUGACGUAUUUGGCGAUAUCAAAGGUCACCUCGCUAAUCCCGUUCGAGCAGAAAGCGACAGCGGAAGCGAACACAGUAGUCUUGCCAUGCUCACAUCGAAAAUGGCAAGCUCAUUCACCAUUGCCGACGAAGAUGACCUGGACCCGUUUGCGAACCUCGAUGAGGGUCUAGACAACAUCAACCUGGAAAAUAAUGUUGCGCGCGACCGAGACGAUCGACUGACAAAGAUGACGGAAGGGCUUGUCGGCUGCUUGAAGACCAGUCAGCCAGACGACGAGCUACUUGAAAUUGCAGACCAACUGCUACAAGUUCUGCAUGAAUCGCCAGACAAGCGGUCCAUCAUUCUGCGGAGCCAUGGCAUGCUGCCUAUUUUGGAAAUUCUUGGGACCAGGCCGCACAACGAGGUAGUGCUGCCACUUCUGAAGAUCAUCAACCUCAUCAUCCUGGAGGAUGCCGAGUCACAAGAGAGCUUGUCUUUCCUUGGAGGAAUCCCAACCAUCUGCUACUUUGCUUCGAAAAAGUUCCCUAGUGACAUUCGGAAAGAAGCUGCAGCAUUCGUGCGACAGAUGUACCAGACAAGUACCUUGACGCUUCAGAUGUUCAUUGGAUGUGGUGGCAUCAACGUGCUUGUUGAAUUCUUGGAAGAGGACAUUGACGCCGAGCGUGACCUCGUGCUCAUUGGUGUCAAUGGCGUGUUUGGUGUGUUUGAAUUGCAGGGACCCACACCGAAGAACGACUUUUGCCGCAUAUUCUCAAGAUCAAGCGUGCUGUAUCCGCUCAGCCUGGUCUUGAACCGCAUGGUCGAGGAAGACGGAGAGGUCGCGCGCCUCAUUGUGGGUAGGAUUGUGCAAAUCUUCCUCAUCUUUUCACAGGCAGAGAGUCACGUCAAGGAUCUCGUGGCGGAUCGAAUGAUCUUGAAGCGCGUUCUCAAAGACCUCCGCAAAAUGGCUCCGCCGCACCAAAUUACUAUGCUCAAGUUCAUCAAAAACCUCAGCUCGCUUUCGUCGACCCACGAAGCCCUCCAAAAUUCCAAUGCAAUCGACAUCCUGAUCGAACUACUCAAAUCCACAAGGUCAAGGGACUCACUGAGCCGCAGCCAAAACAGGUCUACAUCUGAUCCCAAACGCUUACCACCUUUCCACCGUGAAAUCUCGAACCAGAUUCUCAACACCAUGUAUAACUUAUGUCGACACAACAAGAGCAGGCAGGAGGAGGCUGCGCUGUCGGACAUUAUUCCGCUGCUCAAGGACGUCGUGCGUGAGGGUGGUCCGCUCAAGGAGUUUGCUCUGCCGGUGCUGCUUGAAAUGGUCAACUCUGGCAAGGUGGCGCGUAAGAUGCUUUGGGAUGCCAAGGGUCUCGCGUUCUAUGUUUCACUACUGGGCGACCGCAACUGGGCAGUAACUGCUUUGGAUGCUAUUUUUGUUUGGCUCCAGGAAGAGACGGCUCGUGUCGAGCAAUACCUCCUUUCACCCCAAUCGAGCUUCACGGCUGCCAUCAUCUCCGCCUACACCUCGGCUGAUUUGCCGCACUCCACCUUUGAGAAUAUGCUCGAGCCUCUACAAAAAGUCGUCCGCCUGUCGCCACCUAUCGCUGCGUCGCUCGCCGUCCCAGAGAUUUUCAGCCGGACUGAACAGAAACUUGGACACAAGGAUGCUGUAACGCGUCUGAACUUCCUUCGUAUCCUGCGGACAAUUUGUGAUGCAAAGGACGAAGGGUGCUGGCUAGUACGGGCCUUCGGAUGCUAUGAGCGCAUCACCUGGCUCAUGGAACACGACUCUGCUGUCCUGGUGCGACAGAUGGCCGAAGAGCUUAUCCGAGCCUGCGAUGAAGUAGAGCUUUCGGGUAUCAACAAGGGUUCCAAUGGCAAGCGGAGCGUUAGUCGCGCUUCCACUGCAGGCCUGAACCUACGGCGUCCAGCUUCGUCAGCUGGCCGGCGCGAUGGCUCAGGUUCAAGCUCAGGAUCUACCUUGAUUGGUAGCGGCAUGGGCUUAACGCCACCUACACCCAAUUCUCUCAAGAAUACAUUUAUGCUGCCACCCAUGAGUGGCACACCAACAUCGCUUGGGAGUGGCCGCGAUCGUAUCGGGCGCUCCCAAUCCUCAACAACCAUGUGGGAUCUCGCCGAAGACCCCACGACAGACCUCCCUCCUUCAUCAGGCCGUUCUAAAACACCUUCUCUAGUACGCAGCUCCACAUCUUUUGCAGCUCUCCAAAGUAGUGCGGGCACGCCAAAUGCGGCCCGUACACCGUCGCGUCCACCCUCACGCGACGCUGCGACGUCGCUCGCUCGUAUAGAAGCCAAUAACGCUAAUAACGCAAACUCCAAAUCCAAUUCUCGCCUUCCCAAAGCACGACAGGGCCGCCUCAGCGAGGCUGUAAUUAGGAGACGGCAAAGCGUGGUAGGUGAAAACGAUGCCACAACCAAUGGUGCGCCGACACCACCACCACCGAGCGCUGCACCGCCCCUUCCGCGACUCCAGAUUGUAAGACGUAGAAGGGAGACGAGCGGCGGGGAGAUGAGUACCCCGGUGCGAAAAGGAGCUGCGGAUUAG